AUGGAGGAGCGUUAUUUGUGGAUCCUGUGGGAUAACCCCAAAGGUUGGGAGCGACUGCCCAAAGCCUUCCAUGGCACAUGGGUGAGAAUUCUCAUGGCUUCUGUACCAGAUAUGAAGCCUCAUGUGGUCUUGAAUGCAAAUAUUUAAGUGUUCAAUUCACAAGCAACCUUCAGGAAAGAGCUUGAGUUGGAGACAAGACUGCUAUUUGCACUGGGAGGAAAUCUCCUUUGUGUCAAUGUGAACUAUAUUUUUGUUAUGUACUGAGUUGAAUAGGAUCCAAAAUGCAGCAGUCUGACUUGUCCUAGAACAAUAGGAUUCAGAAUGCAGCAGUAUGAUUAGUCUGCAGGAGCCACCCAAUCCAGCUCCAGGUGGAAGUGAGUCCGCAACCUGAUUGGCCUACAGGAGAACCCCGGAAUUAGCCAAUCACGUGCGGCCCAUUGUGUAAAUAAUGUAUAUAAAGCAGAUAUUUGGGGGGAACUUGCAUUCCUCGCUACUAUGAGCUGAAUAAAGAGCAUGAAAUCCACACUCGACUCCGAGUAUAUUUCAAUUUUCAAUAGAGGGGGGUUUGCCAGGGCCAUGACGGGGGAGAAAGGGUUCUCUCCUACUACCUGCUAUGGUUGUGAUCUUGAGGCUGUGGGGAGGGGGAGGUGCAUUUCUGCUAAAUUGUUUUGAAAGUCAUUAAAUGCAGUAAGACGUUUAUCUGUAAUUUGGCUCGUUGAAGAUUUAAAUCUCCCUCUCUCCUCUGGUAGUGCUGCUGGGAAGCUUGGAGUAAAAUGGAAAAGGUGCAGAUUUUUUGGGGGGGGCAGAGUCUGAAGACAGCAAAGGUGGAGAAAGGAUAGAGGAAGGUUGCACCCCUUUAAAUGAGGUUAGCCGUGAGGGGCAAGGGAUGUGCCUGCCGUUGAAGUUUCUCACAAAAGAAAUGAAAAUUGUGGCUGCACAUAUUAUAGUGGUACCUCUAGAUAUGAAUGGGAUCCAUUCUGGAGCCCCGUUCGCGUCUAGAGGUAAACGUAUCUAGUGACAGCACGUCUGCGCACGCGCACGACGCUUUUUGCUGCUUCUGCACAUGCGCGUGACGUCAUUUUGAGCGUCUGCGCAUGCGCAAGCGGCGAAACCCGGAAGUAACAUGCUCCGUUACUUCCGGGUUGCGCAACUCGAACGUGCUCAACUUGAAGCAAAUUUAACCCGAGGUAUGACUGUAUCUCAAAUGCUGGGUACUACAAAUGCUGAAAACAUUGUCUUUUUUAAAAAUGAAAGUUGGGGAUCGGGAGUUUAUGGUUCACCCAAGGCUGCUGCCCUCAUCCGUUGACACCCAUGGCCAAGGGUUGCUGCUUGUUGAGCAAGAAGGAGAAACCUCAGAGUAACAUGGCGCCUGUGGGCCUCCAAGGCAUUUUCUUGAUGUGAAAUGGCUUGUUGUACUGCUGUGACGAAGAAAGGCAGUCCAAGAAGAGACUAAGACUCUCCUGCCCCCUCCUGUAUGUGACAUCUGAACACUCAAAGUGAGAAUUUUGAAGCUCUGAGGUGAUGCUUUCAGUUUGAUAAUCUGACAGCAUCAGCUUUUCAUGGCAGUCUUCACAAAAUUUGGGGCAGGAGGGAAGAGACUAUAAACAGUGUGGCCCUUGACAUGUAAGAAAUUCUGUGAAAUUUCCAUGCAAAGCCCAACUGUAAACAGUACAAUGACAGAGUGAUCUUUCAUAGUCACGGGUGAUAAACACAAUCUUUCCGACUACACUGCGGUAAUUCAAAAUCUGUAACAAUCUAGAUGUCCGUGAGCCUGAUUAAGGCCUCAUCCGCACAAUACAUUUAAAGCAGUGUCACACCACUUUAAACCGCCAUGGCUUUCCCCAAAUAAUCCUGGGAGCUAUUGGAGCUACAAUUCCCUCACAAAGCUGCAAUUCUCAGAAUGGUUUUUAGCAGUCAAACCCUCUUUGUAGGUAACUCUGGAAAUGGUAACUCUGUGAGGGAAAUAGGUGUCUCCUAACAUCUCUCAGCUCCCUUAACUACUCUUCUUGAGGGGAAGCCAUGACGGUUUAAAGUGGUGUGAUACUGCUUUAUAGUGCAGACGGGGCCCAAGAUAGUUUGGGUGGAAUUUAAAUGUGGACCUAUUGAAAUUAAUGGGCCUAACUUAUGUUCAUUCAUUUCAAUAGGUCUCCUCUGAGUAAAAAGUUGAAUGGCACUCAUAGUCUUAGCAUGUGUUAUUGGUCAUACUUCGUCUCUUGUGUGCAUUUAAGUUCCGCAUGAUGAAAGUGAUACAGACAUGUUGUAUUUCUUAGCUUCCGUGGCCAUUUAGCCUCACUGUUUACAGCUUUUUUCUCCAUGCCCUUGUACAACAUGCCCUACUUGUACGUGCUGAUGGCACUUUAUGUAUCUGAAAAAGUGGGCUCUUUAAUUUGCUAAAUUAUUGUGCUACAAGACUCUUCGCUGGCUUUGCUGCAAGAGGCAUGAUUACUCCUCUGAAAGACUGGCAAAAAUGGCAGUUUUCAGGGAAGUAAGUUCCUUGGUCUUCUCACUGAAGCCUUAGUCACGCAGGCAUGUCCAAAGUCCGUUUUGGGGGCCUAAUCCAGCCCGCCGGUCGGUUUAAUCCAGCCCCUGUGGCAGUUUAUUUCCUGGGGUAAAAUCUUAAAAUACCCUCAACAACUCCAACCCUAAAACAAGCUGAACAACUUCAGUCCUUAAAAAAUGUCAACAAUUUUGGAGUAAAAUCAUAAAAAAAGCUGAACAACUUCAAUCCUUAAAAAAUGUCAACAACUUUGGUUGGCCCUUUGGUCGGCCCCCACAGCCCUUCACUUCAUCAAAUCUGGCCCUCUUUGAAAAAAGUUUGGACGCCACUACGAAAAAGUACGGUACUCAGUUUUUAAGGCCAAAGAAACAAAAUGAGGCCCACCCCUCACAGAUGCAGCAAACCCCUCUACUUGAAUGGAAUCUGUGUGUUUUUGUUGAUGCAUAAGGAAAUAGAUUCUUUCUUUCUUUUUAUUGAGUUCAUUUACGACACAUACACACACACACUUGUAAAACUGCACAUGAAAAUAAUAAUACACAAUCAAAAGGAAAAAAAAACACAAACGAAAAACAAAGAAAUACAAAUAAUACAUAAUAACGUACGGAAACAUCUACAAAACAGAUAGUCAACCAUAUAUGUGUGUGUAUGUGUUUGUGUGUGUGUAUGUGUGUGUAUGUAUAUAUACACCAUAUUUCAGUUCUUUUCGUCCAAGAAGGAGACAGUUUACCAAAAAUAAAAAGAGAACCAUGUAGAGGAUGAAGGAAGUCAGUUGGAGGAAAUAGAUUAUUUAAUUCUUUCACAGUGAUUUCUGGCCAGUCCGAGAGAGAAAGCAAGCUGACAUGCGUUGAAAAUUAAACUGAGAAACUAGAAAUCCAUUAGAAAGAUUCAUUAUAACUUCUGCCUGUAGUUUUCUAACUAACACCAAAAGCAACUUGAUUCCCACAGAGUGCCCCAAAUGACCCCAAAUGCGGGUCUCUUGAAAGUCUCUGAAGUCCAACCCAGAACCAGCUGCCCCCCCCCCUUUUGUUGUUUUCCGGUGCAAAGGGAAGGGAGGGGAUGGAGAAACCAGAAAUGCUGAGUGGCUUUCUGAACUGUACUGGCUUUUUUCAGUAUUUUGAGAGUAAGAGGGAGGGUUUUCCCCCCUUCUUCCUUCAGUUCUUCAUUGCGUUAACACCUGGCGAGGAACUCAUCUUUCAGAGAGAAAGAAUAGAAGAGAAAUACAGACAAAGAAAGAAAGAAAGAAAGAAAGAGGUAAGGACACAAUUUCCCUGUUUUAUAAACCAGUCCUAUAAUAAGUCAGUGGGAGCAGGAUAUUUUUGGCCAAGUGACUUGAUAAUCUGACACAUUCACCCCAUCCCUGGCCAGCCCCUAUGCAUGUUUAUUUUCUAGGGAGGUAAAAAAAGAGAACAUUCUCCCUCUUGCUUAUAGAAGAUAAGUUGUCUUCUGCAUUUUAGGCAAUACACCAGUGGUCAGCAAACUUCUUCAGCAGGGGGCCGGUCCACCGUCGCUCAGACCUUGUGGGGGGCCGGACUAUAUUUUGAAGGGGGGAAAAUGAACGAAUUCUUAUGCCCCACAAAUAACCCAGAGAUGCAUUUUAAACAAAAGGACACAUUUUACUCAUGUAAAAACACGCUGCGGGCCGGAUUUAGAAGGCGGUUGGUACGGAUCCGGCCCCCGGGUCUUAGUUUGCCUACCCAUGCGCUACACCAUUUUCUCUCCAGCGAUACAAAUGUCACACACACUGGUGCUAGCAUUAGCUUGUCGGCGAGGUCUCUAACCUUUUGCUUCUCUUCUUUGAGGGGUUUCAUGUUCACCUUUUUAUUGAGGGUUCUCUUUAUAAACACAUAAGCUGUUCGCAUUUCUUAGUUCUUUUUGCAUACUCUGUGAACAGUAUCGAAGGCACUCCAAGCAUUCAUCUGAAGGCCCUUUCUGUGCAAUUGGCUUUGCAAAAAGCAGAGUUACUGAUUAUAUGGGUACAGAGCCAAUGCACCAACUUUAUUUGUACCUCUGAGUGAACACACAGAGUUUGGGAACAGGGAGAUCAGGUGCGUUCUUGAUUCCCCAUCUCUCUACCCGUUCAAUGAAUAUUUUUACGAAUAGAGCCACUGUGGCUCUGUCCACAUCCUUCUGCUGUGUAAUUUGUAAUCUGUGCAGCGUUUUUCUAGCUUUGCUUUUCCUGAGCUGCUCCCUAUUUUAUUCCUCAUUUCACCUAAUCAUCUUUUUGUGUGUGCCUUUAUGCAAUCCCCCUCAACGCACCAUGGUCCCUGAAAUGUCUGACUAAAAUUUCUCAAGGCAUUUGUUUCCUCUUGCCUUGAAAAUUGCUUUAAUCAUCAUCAGCCAAGACAGAAUUUCCUGCUUUAGCACACUCACAUUUUCUUCAAUUUUAAGCAAAGGUUUCUCCCAGUAGGGAUUCCAACCCUAUUUUGCAGCUAGUGAGAGAAUAACCUGAAAUUCUACAGCCCUAACCAGAACACAGGAUCCAUCCAGGACAUGUUGGUGCCUCAAGCAGAAAAUCCAGAUGGCAUCCUUAUAGAACACACAAUUUAACAUGGAGGACAAACAUGCUUCAUUGAAAUGAGGGGAGAAUGUGCAAGGGCAUGUUAAUUUCAGUGGGCCUUUUGCAUAAUAUUAAUAAUUUUAUAAUAAUUUUAUUUAUAUGCUGCCCAUCUGACUGGUUUGCCCCAGCCACAACUAAAGAUUGGAAAUUUGUGACACUUUUAGAUUCUUCAGGAAGAAUGGGAGUUCCCUAUAGAAUAGGUAGAGGAGUUCCAUUUCCAUCCAUGAUUUAUCCUCACUAUGAAUCAGGGAUAAGACUGUCUUGGUGGAUUUUGCCUUGUAGAUCAAUUGUUUCAGUCUCCGACUCAUCUGCUUUUAAAGAUAUCAGAAAUGGCCGCUUCACCUUGCCUCAUACUACAGCUAACGUCAGAAGCAAGCGAGAUAAACCAUGUGUUAAAUGGUUAAAAAGCUAUCAUUUUCACAUACACCUUAAUCAAAUUUAAAUCUGGAUUCUGGUUUAUUGGAAACCCUUUUCAUCAUUCAUAUAUGCACAAAAAAGAGCACAACAUGCUGACGAGUGCCAAAUCUACACAUUUUUCCAUAGGGGGACAAAGGUCUGCACUGCUGCCGCCCCCCCCCCCUCUCCCACAUAGGAUGCUAUUUUGCCACUUCUUCCGAUUUGCUGCCUAGGGCACAUAUCCCCUCUCGCCCCCGCCUGGUCCGAGCCAGAGGCUGUCAGGGACAUAGGACAGCAUGUUUGAAAAUGCUUUUAUACUGCAUCACUCACAGAGCCCCUUCUAAGUCCAGAUGGAUUUUGCUUUACAAAUACUUCAGUUAUCUCCUUCUAGUCGAGCCACUAAGUGGAAGCAAGGAGUUAACAGCACAGACCCUCCAUGUAUCCCUAUUUUCCAGGGACAUCCUUGAUUUAGAGAAGCCGUCCCAGUUUCUGAUUUGAUCCCAGAAUGUCCCGCUUUUCCUUAGGAUGUCCCUAUUUUAAUAGGAGAAAUGUUGGAGGGUGUAGAGUUAUCCGACCCCCGAGCAGUCUGAAGGCAAUCCUGUAUAGGGAAGGGUUUUUCUUAAAUGUUUCAUUAUGUUUUUAUAUAUGUUGGAAGCUGUCCAAAGUGGCUGGGGCAACCCAGUAAUAUGUGUGGGGUAUACAUAGUACAAUUAUCAUUAUGGAAUGGAACGUCCCUAUUUUAAUCAGAAAAAUGUUGGCUGGUAUAACAGCAUAAUAAAACAGAAAUGCAAUGCAAAAGAAGGGACAAGACAAAAGAAAAGAAAAGGGAAAACCUAAGGCAAAAUAAAAAAUGCAUUGGGACAUUAUGUUUACUUGUAGAUGAGUAUAUUGAUUCUAAAGCACAUAACAUAACUCUGUGCUGUACAUAAAUCAAAUUGGAGAUGGACUUUGCAAUAUCAAUGUUUUAUCAAAAGGCAUGCAUUUACUCCGGAGAUUUUAGCAAAUGCCCUUGGCCAUUACAAGAAUAUUCUGUAUGCUCAGAGGCAUUGUAUUUAGAAGAACUCAGGUAGUAGAUGUUGUUCCUCAUUCUCUGUCUAAUUGCUCUAUUCAUAAAGCGAUUAGACUCUGGGAUUUUCUUCCCCUCUUAGUUCCUUUUGACCCCUAAUCCAAUCUGCAAAAAGUUUCUGGUUUUUAACUGGCAAGUAAAGCUAGGCUGCUCAUGUGAAAAGCAGUCUCUUUUAUUAUUAGCAGCAGGAAGGCAAUUUUUAAGGAACAUUCAUGUGAUAAGAUUGCUUUAUGCACACCUGACUGUUAAUAAUUCAGUUAUGGAUUUGCAUUUAAUUAUGCUGUGCCUAUUUGGUUUUUGUAUGGACAACGCGACAAACUAGCAGGCUGAAUUCCUAAACACACACACACACACACACACACGCACAUUGAAAGGCUAGGAUGGUGCAUGUUGUUGUUUAGUCGUUUAGUCGUGUCUGACUCUUCAUGACCCCCUGGACCAGAGCACGCCAGGCACUCCGGUCUUCAACUGCCUCCUGCAGUUUGGUCAAAAUCAUGCUGGUAGCUUCGAGAACACUAUCCAACCAUCUCGUCCUCUGUCGUCCCCUUCUUCUUGUGCCCUCCAUCUUUCCCAACAUCAGGGUCUUUUCCAGUGAGUCUUCUCUUCUCAUGAGGUGGCCAAAGUCUUGGAGCCUCAGCUUCAGGAUCUGUCCUUCCAGUGAGCACUCAGGGCUGAUUUCCUUCAGAAUGGAUCGGUUUGAUCUUCUUGCAGUCCAUGGGACUCUCCAGAGUCUCCUCCAGCACCAGAAUUCAAAAGCAUCAAUUCUUCGGCAAUCAGCCUUCUUUAUGGUCCAGCUCUCACUUCCAUACAUCACUACUGGGAAAACCAUAGCUUUUACUAUAGGGACCUUUGUUGGCAAGGUGAUGUCUCUGCUUUUUAAGAUGCUGUCUAGGUUUGUCAUUGCUUUUCUCCCAAGAAGCAGGCGUCUUUUAAUUUUGUGGCUGCUGUCACCAUCUGCAGUGAUCCUGGAGCCCAAGAAAGUAAAAUCUCUCACUGCCUCCAUUUCUUCCCCUCUUAUUUGCCAGGAGGUGAUGGGAUGGUGCAUAGUUCCCUCUUAAAUAGCCUCUGGCAAGUAGGAAGCUACUACCGCAUUUCUCUCAAGAGCAGUAACUAAUAGCCCCCAAACAGGGUGCCAGUGCUAGAUGCUUUGCAUCUACUGGAUCCAGUUUAAAGUUCCUCAGAUUUCCGAAGGUGCCAGCACAGGGGUGGGGGUGGGGAGGUGGGGAAUUCUCCAGUGAAGCAGCCUGGCCAGCAGAGAUGCAAAUGCAGCAAUGCUGCUUGUCUCCAGUCCCCUCCUCCUCCUCUGCCCAACUGCAGUCCUAAACACACCUACCUCAAUAGGGCUUACUUCUGAGUAGGCAUGCAUAGGUUUGCACUGUACUAGACCUACCAUGCAUUGGAUGAAGUGGGAUGUAAUUCAUGAAAGCUAAUGCCGUAAUAAAAUCUACACAUGGGGAAAGGGGCAAAAAUUUAGAAAAUAAACAGCCAGCACUGUGGCAAGCGGAUGCAUAAAUUGGACAGUGCUAAUAUCAGACUUCAAAACUGUAUAAAUAUAAAAAGAAAGAAAAGAAACAAGCAGGACCUUACAUUUCUUGAGAAAAAGCUAGUAAUGAAAUCCUUAUAAAUGCAAUAAAUGUAACUUUACUCAUCAUCCUGAUUUUUUUUAAAAAAAUAUACAUAUAGUUUUGUUUUCUUCAAAUUUCCCACCAUGUUUCAAUCUCUGGCCCCAAAGAGGGUCAAGAGAAAAUUGAGGGCGAAGAAAUAAAGCUUUUCCAUUUCUGCUCCAGUCCUUCAUGGCUCAAUUUUUUACCACACAUAGAACUGAGCACUGUAGGCUUGUCCAACACUCCAGAGGAACAUAAAAACUUUUAUAGGACUCUCUGGUUUAUGAGAAACAGGAUUCCCAGCCUCAGGCUUUUUCUCAGUGAGUAAGAUGUGCGAGUGCAGACAGUGCUUUCUCUCAGCAUGACAGAAAUGUAUUCACUGUGUUCAGGUUUCUCGGCCAUCAUAAUCCGAAGAGGCAGAUGUGUCUGCUAGCCUAGGUCCUUCGGCUGCUGUGAUGCAGGCGGGUGGUUAAUCAGGGAACUGGCCACAACACACUAGCAUUAAAGGAGAAAUGAAACCUUUUCAUGCAAAGAGAUCCACUAAAUGGCUUUGUAAUAACAAAUGGCCUACCGUGGGGCAUCUGCCUGUGCUUUUCAAUCUCACGCAGUGCGGCCUGAGAAAAAACUAAUUAAAUAGUGAAAGGCCUCAUGUCAUGGCAGCCAAGUGAUGCAUCUUGGUAUCUCCAUUGCAUACCGGCAUGUACUGCUCUGGCCUUGCCACCUCCUGCUGGGGGCAGGAGUAGUAUAUUUAGCUACAAACUCUGUGGAAACCAUUCAGAACGAAUGUUGAAUAAACAGGUCAUCCGGAAGCGGGAUUGGAUCCCACUGAGAUCAGUGAAACUUACUUCUGAGUGAAUGUGUAGAGUAGUGAUUCUCAAGCUUUAUUCCGUGGGCCACACUUUUAAAAUAAAAAAUUGCUAGCGCAACACCAGUUUUUUUUUAUGGAUAAGAAAUACAUUGGAAAACAAAAGGAAACAACUCCUGGUAAUCAUUGAUUUAUAACACAAAGCACAACUACUUUAUAAUAUGAUCGUGGGACAUACAGAAAGUAUCAAACAAUGCAAUUACAUCAAUAACUCAAAUCAUUCCCAAAAUAUAAACGUGCCUCUUGCAUAUGUACCUUAAGUAUGUAUGCAAGCUCAGUGAGAGGUGUGAGCUUGCUUUUGCCAGGAAAUUUCAUUUAUAUGAGGUUUGAUUUGAGGCAAACUCUCAUCUCCUCAUCAAUACAAAGAGGCCUUUCUCGUUUCUGAUCUUUCAUAUUUGUCAGAGUUUAAAAUCGCAGUUCACAACAAUAUGCCAUAGAGAACUAUAUAAGAUGCGCAAAUGCUCUUGAACAGAGGCAUGGAUACUGUUUCUGGUUGCAUUCCCCCCCCCUCCAAUUUUUUUAUACUGUACUGUACUGAAAUGUUCAAAUGUUUAUUUGAUUGUCCUUGAAUCUUCUGGCCACACUUGCUAUCCUCUCCUACCACAUCCUUUGAGAACCACUGAUGUAGAGUCAAACUGCCAUGAUAUUGGCAGUUCUGUGACAGAAAUUUUGUGUCUUUAUAUUUUUCAAAAAACACCUGAAGGUGGGGGGAUACUGUGUCCCCCUAAAUUUUACCAAUGGAUGCAAAUAGUAGCCUCAGAUUGGGAGGGAAAUUAUCAGUGGGAAAACAGCCUGGGGAGGAUUGGUUCAAGUCCCUACCUCACACUACAGUCCUGACUCCACCACACACACAAAACCCAGCAGUGCUUUUUGUAAAUGAAAAUGACGUUUGGGGUGUCUUUUACCCCUUUCCUUCCACCUGAAACUUCACACCCCAUCCUGUGAGGUCUGAGCAGGACUACAAGGCUGGCAGGAGCCCUGAACAGGAGGACUUGUCCUAGGAAUAGGGAUACGCAGCAACAUUUUGUUGCUUCAUGUCUCACUUGCUAGUAAAGGGAUAUAUAAGUGUUAAAAAUACAAAAAGUAACACUUAAGCAUUUAAAAAACACUAUGAUACAUAUCAGGACCUGGCUGGCACUACGGGUUAAGCCACUGAGCCUAGGGCUUGCCAAUCAGGAGGUCGGCGGUUCGAAUCCCCGUGAUGGGGUGAGCUCCCGUUGCUCUGUCCCAGCUUCUGCCAACCUAGCAGUUUGAAAGCACGAAGUGCAAGUAGAUAAAUAGGUACUGCUCCAGCAGGUAGGUAAAUGGUGUUUCUGUGCGCUGCUCUGGUUCACCAGAAGUGGCUUAGUCAUGCUGGCCACAUAAACCGGAAGCUGUACGCCGGCUCCCUUGGCCAAUAAAGCAAGAUGAGCGCCACAACCCCAGAGUCGGCCACGACUGGACCUAAUGGUCAGGGGUCCUUUAUAAUACAUAUCCCAAUAGUACCCUUAGCACAAUAGAUGAAAAGCAUAGAACUUAAAACCAAGAGCCAGCCCAAUACAUUUUGCUACCUGAGGCAAAGGACAAGAUGGCACAACCUCCCCGUUCCAUAUUCAGAAGCUGACUGGAUGGGCAGCACAAUCCUACUCCAUCACUGGUGAUGGGAUUGCCAGUGUUGCACCUGAGGCAACUAAAAGGGUCCGGCACAGGCUUUGCAGCAUUCAUAGCUCUGUUCACCAACGGAGAGGAACAGCUCAUGGAUUGAGAAGAAACAGCCAGGACAGCUUCCCUGCAGCAUCUGCCGCCUGAGGCCGUUGGCUCACUCUGCCUAAUGAGAGAACCGGUGCAGCCUAAAAGCUAGAGAGCGGUAACAUUUUUGAUCUUCAUAUAAUUCCCACACCCAUCCAGACGUCAAGCCACAGGAAAAUCCUUCUGAUUUAGGAAGAACUUUACCUCACUGGCGAAGCUUGUAAGACACCAAACAGAUCUCCCUGGGGAGUGAAUACUACAAAGUGAGCCCCACGACAAAGAAGAGGCUGCUCCUCCGCUUCACAAUCUUUAUCUGGCUAUACUGUAGAAUAAGGAGCAGGGCCGCUAUAGGGAGGAACGUUGUUAUUGGCAUCCGUCUGUCUCAAGAGAUAAUGGAGUGUGCCUCGGCAGGGUGAAGUCAAACCACUGCAUUAGUGUCUCAGAAGUGACCUCCUUGGAGUGCAAGCCUAAGCAGUGUGUCUGGAGGUCCUGGGCUGCCCAGGUGACAAGACCCUCCUCUUGGCCUCACUGAUGGGGUCCAGAGGAAAGAAGAGCAAUAUGUUUGGUACCAGCUUGGCUCCAGGAGUUGCCAGGAGGUGUACAAGGCGCUUCCAACCGUCUUAGGGACAUCUCUCCGGAUUUGUGUAGGGUUCAGCUCUUAGCCUUUUCUUCUCUCGAAGAUAUCCCACAAGGCAGCGGAGAUUUGGGUUCAGAGUUUUCCUCCGUCUAGAUGGGCUAUCUUCCCAGGUGGACAAGCCUCAUCUGCCCCUCACUUCCCUCUACAGCACAUGAUGCAGAAACCAUCUGCUUCUUGACCAUUGGAUCGACUAUUGGUCUUGUACAGGAGCCUAUCUUCACAUGCAGGGGAACAUGUGGCCCCGCAACUGUGGGUGCCCGGGACUGUGGGUGCCAUGCAUAAUAAGAGCAACAACAACAACAACAGCAACAACAACAACAAGAAGAAUAAUUUGUUAUUUAUACCCCUCCCAUCUGGCUGGGCUUCCCCAGCCACUCUGGGCGGCUUCCAACAAAAUAUUAAAAUACAGUAAUGCAUCAAACAUGAAAAGCUUCCCUAAAUGCAGUGUGUGUGGCCCUGGCACCGAAAUUUACAGGGGUGCCCAGCCCCUUCUUGGGAAAUUUUGUGGGUGCUCAGGCCCCCAGCCCCCCAGGGAGUUGAAACCUAUGCAGGGGAAGUCCUUAAUUCACUGACCUACCCUCUGCUGGUUUAGCCGGCCAGUCGAAACCGUUCCUGGGGUGUGGCCACUCUAGCAUGCUAGCAGUUUCUAGGAACCACAGGUGCAGAGAGUGCAGAGUGGGAUCAAAGGUGGACGAACUACCCCAGAAGGAGCAUGAUGUGCCCCCCACCAAAGGUACUACCAUUUCCCUAGCACCCCAUACCCCCGCCGGGAAGAAUGAAGUGUACAAUUUUACUGGUGCUCUUAGUACUUAAUGCUAUAGACAUUGAGCAUAGAACCAUAGAGAUUUUUCAUGCAGGGCUGGUCUGAAAAGCUACUUGAUAUUUUCUGAAAAGCCCAGUUGCCCUUACGAUAGCACCUUCUCUUUUGGGUGCCUAAUUUCAUUUUUCAUCUCAAGCUCUUCCUGAGCACUUUGGCCAGGCAGGUGAUAGUAUCGCCCCUGUACUUUCAUGGAGUGAAACUGCCGUGGUAGAUGUAUAAAGGGUAAAGGGGACCCCUGACCAUUAGGUCCAGUCGUGACCGACUCUGGGGUUGCGACGCUUAUCUCGCUUUAUUGGCCGAGGGAGCUGGCAUACAGCUUCCGGGUCAUGUGGCCAGCAUGACUAAGCCGCUUCUAGUGAACCAGAGCAGCGUAUGGAAACGCCGUUUACCUUCCCACCAGAGUGGUACCUAUUUAUCUACUUGCACUUUGACGUGCUUUUGAACUGCUAGGUUGGCAGGAGCAGGGACCAAGCAACAGGAGCUCACCCCGUCGCGGGGAUUCGAACCGCCGACCUUCUGAUCGGCAAGUCCUAGGCUCAGUGGUUUAACCCACAGCGCCACCCACAGUGCCUGGUAGAUGUAUACUACAGACUUAAGUAGUAUAAAGUGAAUUUUAAUUGUCAGGGCUUGCCAUGGGAAUGAACGUGGAGAGUACUCUUCAAGAAAAGUCCUUAGUUCCAUACACCACAACAGAAGUACCAGCACUGAUGGUUAAAGCACUUGACAUCUGUACUGUUAGAAUGACUACAUUUUAAAAAAUUCACAAAAGCUGUAUUUUGUGAAUGUUUUACAGCUGGUGUUUUGAAUAAUGUUACCAAAUAUGGUAUCAAGGCUCAAAAUCCUAAGCACACUUACGAGAGCCAUUGAACUCAGUGGGAUUUAUUUAGUAAGCAUGUGAUGAAUCACUUUGUAAAAAUAAUAUUAAAAAAUCAGUGAAGAGUCUUCUGAAACUUCUGCUGAUUUCCCCCCCGAGUCGUUUAUUAUCUUUGUUAUUAGUAUAUAUUUAUAACACGCCUUUCCCCCUGAUGAGACUCAAGACGGCUUACAGAUAUAAACAAGAACCACUAAACACAUAGAAAAAUCGAUCAUUAAAAUACAAUUAAACAUUGAUAGAAUUAAAACAAUUUACAAAUAUAAAAUCAGUAAUCAAAACAUAUCAAUAAUUACAAUAAAAACAUGAAGUGGACUUUAACCUUCAAAAGCUUGUGCCAUAAUAAAUUUGGUACCGUUUAAAGUUUGAGUAAACAUAAGGUAAAGGGACCCCUGACCAUUAGGUCCAGUCGUGGCCGACUCUGGGGUUGCGGCGCUUAUCUCGCUUUAUUGGCCGAGGGAGCCGGCGUACAGCUUCCGGGUCAUGUGGCCAGCAUGACUAAGCCGCUUCUGGCGAACCAGAGCAGCGCACGGAAACGCCGUUUACCUUCCCGCCGGAGCGGUACCUAUUUAUCUACUUGCACUUUGACAUGCUUUCGAACUGCUAGGUUGGCAGGAGCUGGGACUGAGCAAUGGGAGCUCACCCCGUCGCGGGGAUUCGAACUGCCGACCUUCUGAUCGACAAGUCCUAGGCUCUGUGGUUUAACCCACAGCGCCACCCGUGUCCCCCAGAGUAAACAUACAACAGGAUAAAUUUGUUAAUCUUAAAUGCUAACAAAUUUAUUACGGCAUACUUUCAUGAGCUUGAGUAUAUUUCAUCACGUGCAUGAUGUUUUAUCCGCAGUUGGCAGUAACUAUUUUCAUUUAUUCUCACUGUUUUCAUUUUUCUCUCUACACCCAUGUAGAUCCCCCAUACCAGUCAAAUGAGGAUAACAUUUCAUGUAUUUGAUGAAAUAGACUUGAGUCAAUGAAAGCGUACCCUCCAAAUGUCCUGAUUUUCCAGGAACAGUCCCGGAAUGGCAGAAGCCGUCACUAUUUUCAUCAGUGAAAAUGUUGGAGGGGAUGGACUAGGAUGUCCCUAUUUUCAUCUGAGAAACAUUGGAGGAGAUGGGAAAGUCUUUUCCAUAAUACAUGUAUUAGUCUUUAAGGUGCUAGCAGUUUACUCAGAAGAAAGUCCCAUUUCGUUCAAUGGGAUGUACUCCCAAUCCCAAGUAAGUAUUCAUAGGAGUGUAGGCUUAGUUUACAAUCACAGUUCUGGUCGUAGUAUUGCUUUUGGUGGCAAAGACAUGGAGAUCAAAUGUCAGUAAAUACGUAAAGGUUAGGAAGAUGUCAAAGAGAAAAACCUGAUCGCUUCAGCAUUCAAAUUACAAUGGAAACUUGCAUAUUAAAAAUCAAGAUCUUCAUCUUAUGGAAAUGUAUAGGACAUCAACAACAAGUUUCAUUAUCACUGUAAUUUUUCAUUAUUAUUUUUUUCAUUUCUGUUGACUUCGUAAAGUCAUCAGUACCUUAACAUACUCACAGUCUGUUUAACAGUCAGAUAAUGAUGUGGGUUUUAUUGGCAUUAACAGAUUUCCCCACAAUUCUUGGAUGACUUAUUUUUCUAGUGAUUUUUUUGGGGGGGGGCAGGUAUUUAUUUAAUUGCAUCCCACAUUUUGGCUGCAGUCCAAAAGCAGCUUGCAACAUUUAUAAAAUGCAAUAGAUAUAUAAUAGAAACUGUAGCCUUUAGAGCUGCCUUCCUCAACCUAGUACCCUACAGAUGUUUUGAACUAAAAUUCCCGUCAGCACAUGCUGGCUGAGGUUUAUGAUGGGAGUUGUCGUUUGAAACAUCUGGCUGGGGAAGGCAACUUUAAGCCACUUCAGUUAUGGUGGACAGAGCACAAAUUUUUUCUUUGAUGUAUUGUAAGGUAUUGUUUUGUUUUGUUUAAUUCUUUAUUGUUCUCUUGCUUUUUCUGUAACUUGUAAACUCUUAAUAAAUAUCUUUUUUUAAAAAAGAGAAAUAUAGGGAUGCUUAAGGUCUUGCCAUUGUGACGCGGGUGGCGCUGUGGGUUAAACCACAGAGCCUGGGACUUGCCGAUCAGAAGGUCAGCAGUUCGAAUCCCCACGACAGGGUGAGCUCCCGUUGCUCGGUCCCUGCUCCUGCCAACCUAGCAGUUCAAAAGCACCUCAAAGUGCAAGUAGAUAAAUAGGUACCGCUCCAGCGGGAAGGUAAACGGCGUUUCCGUGCGCUGCUCUGGUUGGCCAGAAGCGGCUUAGUCCUGCUGGCCACAUGACCCGGAAGCUGUACGCCAGCUCCCUCGGCCAAUAAAGCGAGAUGAGCGCCGCAACCCCAGAGUCGGUCACGACUGGACCUAAUGGUCAGGGGUCCCCUUUACUUUACCUAAGGUCUUGCCAUAUUAUCAGUAUGAGACGUUCCCACAAGACAACACAUUUUUCUGAACUUCUUUCCUCCUUUUUUCUGUUGCAUGUGAAUUUUAAUGUGGAAUGGGUUGAUGUGGAAUAGAAACAGAGUACACACGGUGGCCAGUGUUAGUUUUGUUUGCUUUGGUGACUGUUGUUGGCAUCUGUCUGUCUCGAAGACAAUGGCAUGCACUACUGAGGGUCCUGGGCUGCUCAGCUGACUUGUGUAAUAAACAAAAAUCUGCCCUUAUUCCCUUAUGGGGAACACAAGAGCCCUUAUCGAGUCGUUUGUAGGUUCUCCAUCAGUCGGAGAAAAUAACAAAGGCCAACCAUAGAAUAUUGAGAAGCAAAGCAGCUCGUAAGCCUGAUCUUUAUUGAACUGUUGCAACAGGGUGCUCCCCUCACACGCAGGAAAGGAGGAGGACCAAGAACAAAGGUGUCCCUGCCCUUAUAUAUACAUUUUGAAUUGCCUUCCCUGGAGCUCAAGACCACCCCUCCAUACAUCAUACAUACAUCACAGAAGGGGUGUAACCCAAGACCACCCCCCCACAAAUCUAACUACAUCACAGAAAAGGCGGUCUACAACAGAAAUCUGAGUGCGUUGUUUAUCUCCUGUCUGGCAGGUUACCUGUUAAUGGUCACUUAAUUGGAUACCCUGGGGAGCCUGGCCAGUCUUUUGUAAUGACAAAUAGUUCUUGAGCCAGAUCACAGGCUCACCCUAUUCAUACACAGACAUACCCUUAAGACAGGAUUUGUGAAGGAAAAGACAACGGGGAGGCUUUUCCAUUUUCCUUCGACCUUGCAGAGAAAUAUUUGAGGUCAACUUGGAAGGCACAAAAUGGUUUCAGGACUUUUUCUGUGGGGUUUCAGACAUGUGGUUUAUAUAUGCAGUUAUGAACAUGAUAUAUAUAUAAGGUAAAACCUUACUGUUAUAUUGGCAGAACUUUUUCAGUUUCAUGAUUCUGGGCUUUGCAAAUUAAGAAAAAUGCACUGAAAGCAGUUGUUGUCUACAAACUGCUAAAUUUUAGAUGCCCAGAGUCAAUACAUCCCAUUUUAAAUAUUUUCAAAGCAAAACAAUUUUUUGGUGUGGAAAUCUGGGGCUUUGCUGAUCUUCCUAAAAUGUUGAGAGUUCAAAGCCACUUUUUCAGUAGGCUUUUCAGAGUUUCUGAAUUUACCCCACUGUAUCUAAUCAGCUGAGUGUUGCGUAUGGAAAUUAUUUCUGGUUUAAUAUAUGUUAGGUAAAGGUAAAGGGACCCCUGACCAUUAGGUCCAGUCAUAGCCGAUUCUGGGGUUGCGGCGCUCAUCUCGCUUUACUGGCCGAGGGGGCCGGUGUACAGCUUCUGGGUCAUGUGGCCAGCAUGACUAAGCCGCUUCUGGCGAACCAGAGCAGUGCACGGAAACGCCGUUUACCUUCCCGCCGGAGCGGUACCUAUUUAUCUACUUGCACUUGACGUGCUUUUGAACUGCUAGGUUGGCAGGAGCAGGGACCGAGCAACGGGAGCUCACCUCGUCGCGGGGAUUCGAACUGCCGACCUUCUGAUCAGCAAGUCCUAGGCUCUGUGGUUCAACCCACAGUGCCACCUGCGUCCCAAUAUAUGUUAGGAUGGCUAAUUAUUAGUGCAGACUAAGCCAGAAGAUGAAAGACAGGCUUCUUAAGAUCUGUCUAGAAAAGCAGAGGACACUUUCUCUAGGAAACAUUUGGUUACAAAAUCUUUCAGAACUACUUCCAAACUUGGGAUUUUCUGUACAGGCAUUGAAUCCAUGGGGAAAUGAUACCAAAAUUUCUUUAAAUAAAGAAUCUUGGGUGUAGGAGCACAAACAGACAUAAUGGUCCUCAGAUCCUCAAGAACAUAAAAAUUCAUAGCAAAAGCAAAGCAUCAACUUCAAUAUAAAAAAUAUCAGUUGCAUUCCAUAAUAAUGGCGUAUCAGAAACCUUUUACCCAAGUUGUUCAGGCAACUAAGGAUCAAAAGGGCAAUAGACAUGAGAGGCUGAAGGCCAAGAACCUGUUUAGGCAGACCAGCAUCAAAGGACCAGAGGGAAGUGCCGAAUCAGAGGACAGACAUUUGCUUGAAGAAGUGUCAGAGGACAAUCCUGUCUUGAGGGGAGUCCUCCGGUUCAGCUUCCACCAAACUGGUGCUCUCCAGAUGCUAAUCUUCAUCCACCCCAGCCACCAGCACAGCCACACAGGAAGAUUAUUGCAGGCAAAUAACAACAACAACAACAACAACAACAACAACAACAACAAUAAUAAUAAUAAUAAUUUAUUAUUUGUACCCUGCCCAUCUGGCUGGGUUUCCCCAGCCACUGUGGGUGGCUUCCCACAAAGAUUAAGAAUACAUUAAAAUGUUACACAUUAAAAACUUCCCUGAACAGGGCUGCCUUCAGAUGUCUUCUAAAUGUCAGGUAGUUGUUUCUUUCCUUGACGCCUGAUGGGAGGGCGUUCCACAGGGCGGGCGCCACUACCGAGAAGGCCCUCUGCCUGGUUCCCUGUAGCUUUGCUUCUGAAAGGGAGGGAACCACCGGAAGGCCCUUGGAGCUGGACCUCAGUGUCUGGGCUGAACGAUGGGGGUGGAGACACUCCUUCAGGUAUACUGGGCCAAGGCCAUUUAGGGCUUUAAAGAUCAGCACCAACACUUUGAAUUGUGCUCGGAAACGUACUGGGAGCCAACGUAGCAAAUGAUUGAUGAUUAUUUAAAUCAGCCUUCCUCAACCCCCCCCCCCCCAGCUAUGUUGGCUGAGGCUGAUGGGAGUUGUUGUCCUAAGCCAGGUUGGCGAAGACUGAUCUAGCUGAAGGGCUGCCUCACCCAAGUCUGGUUUAAAGAUAAUGAAUGCUAAGAAGGGGAUCAGGAGCCUCACAGUUGUCCACCAGCAGUUAACACCUGGGCAGCAGACAAAACAGGCACACAUGUCACCUGUGUCCCUUGCUUAGUUCCCCCACACUGUUGAAGUCCCUGGCAGUUGCCUCUAGGUAGAAAUGAAAAUGUCAGGAGAUAUGACCAAGGAUCUCCCAGGCCUCAUCUUAUUUUGGCCGUAAGGUCUACUGGGCUCCAGGCUUUGGAUUAAUGUUUCGGUCUGGAAAUGGCAAAUAUCUUGUUUUCGUCCUGGAGGGUGGUGUGGAAGAAACAGAAACCCACAGAUAGAGCCCCGCAAGCAGAGCCUCUUAUCAUUUCUCAGCAGGUUCCUGAACAGAAACCUCAGCUGCAAACAAGAGCAGAGCAAAAAGAAAACCACAAGGCCAUGGGGGCGGGCUGAGAAAAACAGAGGAAGGGUUGUGCAGGAGCACACAAACACAUGACAAAAGACCUUGUUUAUGUAACCCUUGCACACACAAAGGAGCGGUUAAGAGUCCUGUAUUGUAUUUUUCCACAAAAUAAAAAGCAGGUUGCAUACCUGCGGCUUUAUAGGUCAUGCUUUGCCUUCUCUGCUUAGGAGAGAGUAACACAGCAUAGAGCCUUGUCCCUGCUGUCAGUGGUAUACCAAGCAACCCCGUGGAAAUUGCUCUUCUCCUCUCCAGGCGUUGCAUGAAACAGGCUCUGAAGAAGCUAUGCAGCCUGUCCUGUCGUUCCACUGAGAGACCAGCUUCAGUUUCAGCAGUGCCCAACACCGCCUUGGAUUUAAACCUCAGUGCCCAUGUGGCUUCUGAAGGUUCAGUGCCAUCAACUAUGUGUGCCAAACUAGCCGCCAAGUGAGCUUCUAAAUAACUUUAAAAGUAUAAGAUCCCAGCACACACAUAGGCAUUCUGCAUCGGUCUCAGCGGAGUCUAAGCUCUCGGGAAGAGGCGUGGAAAGGACUGUUCCUCUACUCCACCCAAUAGUACUACUUAUCCCAGUUCCAUUCUUGAACCCUUCACUAACACCACGGCUUAGUCAAGGUUGAUGACCUUAAUGCCAGUGCUGCUGUCUCAACCAGAGUCUGUGCUCCAGAGGUUUUUAUCUUGGUUUCAUAUGCCUUUCAUUUAGUAUUCAUUUGCAACCUCUGGCAGCAUUACUAUGCUGGCUAGAUUCUGGGUUCCAUGUUGGAGGGAGAUAACUUGCGAUGGUAGGCUUGACUUCUCCUAAAACUCAGGAGGAGUUGGAGAAGACUCUUGAGAGUCCCAUGGACUGCAAGAAGAUCAAACCUCUCCAUUCUUAAGGAAAUCAGCCCUGAGUGCUCACGGGAAGGACAGAUCCUGAAGCUGAGGCUCCAAGACUUUGGCCACCUCAUGAGAAGAGAAGACUCCCUGGAAAAGACCUUGAUGUUGGGAAAGAUGGAGGGCACAAGGAGAAGGGGACGGCAGAGGACGAGAUGGUUGGAUAGUGUUCUCAAAGCUAUCAGCAUGAGUUUGACCAAACUGCAGUAGGCAGUGGAAGACAGGAGUGCCUGGCGUGCUCUGAUCCAGGGGGUCACGAAGAGUCAGACAUGACUAAACAACUAAACAACAACAACAAAACUCAGGAUGUUUCUCCUGUCAGGAAGGCACACCAAGAUAUAUGUCCCUUUUGCCCUUUUAUAUCAAAUACUAUCCUUAGGAUUCAGUACCAAAAAAACCUUAAUUCGUUCAGAUUAACAGACAGGUGGGAUUUCUCUGUCUCUCAUUCACACACACACGUACAUGUACACUGGAUACUCCUUAGUGAGUUCACCUUUCUGAUUUAUCCAGACAGGAUACCCCUACCUCAUCCACUAGAUAGGCUAGUAACCUAUUGGCAGUAACCUUUGUCAUUUUCUUUGUGAUAUUGUUGACCCCACCUUACCAUCCUACACUGUUAAUGUUGGCUUCAUCACAACCAUCCACCAUAUUGUGGCCACCUCUGGCCGUCUCUCCAACUGUGGUCCCAGUUAAUAUAUGCUAUGACUGCAGUAUCAGUACUACUGCAUCUUCUGUCACAUCUACCUGAUGCAACCUCUUGCAACCACUUCACCAUGAUAGCUCCUCCAGAGACCACAGCUCAGCUUCUCAGCAUUCACCUUCUUUACAUGAAUCUGCCUUGUGUUCCGAAGGAGCCACUAAAUCCUUUGACUGUGACCUGCACAUUGUAUGUGCGACCCAAAACCAAUCACUCUACCAGAGCAUUUAAAGCGUUACUCAGAGAACAUCCUUCAGGUAGCAUAGGCUCUGAGCCAAAACUGCAACAAGCCUCUCCUGUGAUCCACUGACCUGUGUUCCAGUUUGUUUCAGCAAAAACAGCAGUAUCAUUAGCCUUGAUUAUGCUCCCAGUUCUCAUGCAGGGAACUAGACAGCUUUGAGAUAAACUCUUGUACCUCCUUUCCAUUACAGUGGUACCUCGGGUUACAGACGCUUCAGGUUACAGACGCUUCAGGUUACAGACUCCGCUAACCCAGAAAUAUUACCUCGGGUUAAGAACUUGGUGUUAUGUACUGAAGUUCUCACCCUGGGCCAGAAGGGGGAUACUGUAGAUAGUUUUCACUCAGGUCCACAUAUGCAAAUAAGGGAUUGAAAGUGACAUUCAGUGAUUGGAUAGUUAUAGAAAAUGGUUACUGUUGUGUUGUAGUGGAGCUCUAUAUAAGCGGGCUGGCUGAACCCUGCAGUUCAGUUCUGUUCUGGCUGUGAAUAAACAAGAGCUGUUUGAAGAAUCGUUGUGUCGUCCGAUAUGUUCACCCACAACUUAACAUUUUGCUUCAGGAUGAGAACAGAAAUUGUGCUCAGAUGGCGUGGCGGCAGCAGGAGGCACCAUUAGCUAAAGUGGUGCUUCAGGUUAAGAACAGUUUCAGGUUAAGAACAGACCUCCGGAACGAAUUAAGUACUUAACCUGAGGUACCACUGUAUUUUGAUUUGACAAAAGCCCUGUUGGAUGAUACCAAAGGCCCAUCUGCUCCAACAUCCUCUUCUCACAGUGGUCAACAACAUGCGGAUGGGAAGCCUGCAAACUGGACCUGAGUGCAACAGCGCUUUUCCCGCUUUUCACAGGUAUUCAGAGGCUUACUGCUAUGUUUGUUUGUUUGUUUGUUUGUUUGACGCCCAUCUGGCUGGGUUGCCCCAGCCACUCUGGACAGCUUCCAACAAAUUAAAAACAUUAAGCACAGUAAAAAAUCAAACAUUAAAAACUUCCCUAUGGGUGCAACUACCAAGAAGGUCCUCUGCGUGGUUCCCUGUAAUCUCACUUCUCUCACUUCUUGCAGUGAGGGAACCGCCAGAAGGCCCUCGGAGCUGGAUCUCAGUGUCCAGGCUGAACGAUGGGGGUGGAGACGUUCCUUCAGAUAUACAGGGCUGAGGCCAUUUAGGGCUUUAAAGGUCAGCCCCAACCCUUUGAAUUGUGUUUGGAAAUGUGCUUCUAACAGUGGGGACAGAACAUAUCCAGCGUGGCUAGUAGUCAUUGAUAGUCUUAUCCUCCAGGAAUUUGUCUAAUCCUCUUUUAAAGCUGCCCACAUUGAAGGCUAUUAUUGACUCUUGUGAGAGUGAAUUCCAUAGUGUAACAUGCUGUAUAUAGAAGUACUUCCUUUUCUCUGUCCAGAAACUUCCAACAUCCAGCUUCAUUAGAUGGUGAUAGUAUUAUGGGAGAGGGGGAAAACAGUUUUCUCUAUUCCCCUUCUCCACCCAUGUAUAAUCUCUUGCCAUGUCCUCUACCUGUUUUCUGAACUAAAAAUCUCCUUAUGUGGCAGCAUUUCCUCAUAGGGGGGAAAUACAUACAAAGUACAUGUGACUUUCUUUUUCAACACCGUAACUCCCUUGUUGUCAGUCAUGUUUUAUUCCUCGCCCAUGCUGGUUUCUCACAUAUUGAACUUUCAAAAUUGUGCAUAGCUAGAUUAAUACUUCCUCUGGGGAAAUGUGCCAAACUUUUAUGCUAUACUCAAGGAAAAUCAAAAUAAGCUUUUAAAAGCUAACCUUCACCUUUCAAAGAGACUGUUGGCACAGCCUGCCAUGCAGCAGAGUAUCAUUCGAAGGCAAUUUUACUAUCUGGACAAAGGAUGAAGGGCAGGAAGACCUAUUCUAAAUUUUCAGGAUGAUAAGUUAUUUAUCCAACUAAGGAAGUUUCGGAUGGUCUGUCUUGCUGAGAUCUUAACACUCAUCAGCAAUUCAACAUGAUUGAGCUCUGUGACUUCAAGGUUGCAUAGUUUCCUAUUACUGCACCUACAUAAAGGUAAAGGGACCCCUGACCAUUAGGUCCAGUUGUGACCAAUUCUAGGGUUGCAGCGCUCAUCUUGCUUUACUGGCCGAGGUAGCCGGUGUACAGCUUCCGGGUCAUGUGGCCAGCAUGACUAAGCCGCUUCUGGCAAACCAGAGCAGCGCAUGGAAACGCCAUUUACCUUCCCACUGGAGCGGUACCUAUUUAUCUACUUGCACUUUGACGUGCUUUCGAACUGCUAGGUUGGGCAGGAGCACGGACCGAGCAGAGGGAGCUCACCCCGUCGCUGGGAUUCUAACCGCCAACCUUCUGAUCGGCAAGCCCUACGCUCUGUGGUUUAACCCACAGCGCCACCCGUGUCGGACACUUGCUAACAGCUCAUGUUGUCUUCUGUGGUUUCACCAGCACACCUGGUUGGUUUUUGGUUUUGCUUUGUUUUGUUUGUUUGUUUUACAAAAUGCAUAGUGGUAUAGUCACUGCAUUCCUUUGGAGAUGGACCAUAGCUAAGUGACAGAGGACGUGUUAUGCAAGCAAAGGCUUCCCAGAUUCAGUCUUUAGUAUCUCUACUUAAAAGGAACGGGUGAGCAGGUGGUCUAGAAGGCCUCUGCUGUAGACCCUAGAUAUCAACUGCCAGUUGGAGUAGAGUACUGGACUAGGCAGAAAAGUUGCCUGACCUGGUGAAUAUGAGUUUUGCUGGGCAGGAAUGUCAAGCAUCUGUUCUGCAUGCAGAAGGACCCAGUUUAGAAAAUCUUAGAAUCUGAAAAUCUGAAGAAAAAGCAGCAAAAACAAGUUCUUCAACAGCAAGGAGUGCCCCUUCAUGCUGGGCAAGAGCCUUGAGAGGCAGCUAAACUGUGCCUUCCACACCAUACGCUGUGAGUGAGAGAACAGAUGCUAUUAUGUUGGAAGCAAGAAUGUUAACAGACCUAUGACGCGGGUGGCACUGUGGGUUAAACCACAGAGCCUAGGACUUGCCGAUCAGAAGGUCGGCGGUUCAAAUCCCAGCGAUGGGGUGAGCUCCCGUUGUUCAGUCCCUGCUCCUGCCAACCUAGCAGUUCGAAAGCACACCAGUGCAAGUAGAUAAAUAGGUACUGCUCCGGUGGGAAGGUAAACGGCGUUUCCGUGCGCUGCUCUGAUUUGCCAGCAGUGGCUUAGUCAUGCUGGCCACAUGACCCGGAAGCUGUACGCAGGCUCCCUCAGCCAAUAAAGCGAGAUGAGAGCCGCAACCUCAGAGUCGGUCACCACUGGACCUAAUGGUCAGGGGUCCCUUUACCUUUUAUACAGUGGUACCUCUGGUUACGAACUUAAUUCAUUCCCAAGGUCCGUUCUUAACCUGAAACCAUUCUUAACCUGAGGUACCACUUUAGCUAAUGGGGCCUCCCGCUGCUGCCGCACUGCCGCGCCGCAAUUUCUGUUCUCAUCCUGAAGCAAAGUUCUUAACCCAAGGUACUACUUCCAGGUGAGCGGAGUCUGUAACCCAAAGUGUUUGUAACCUGAGGUACCACUGUAUCUGUUUUAAAGUAACCAAGUAGUGCCAAAUCAGAAAUUUAAAAAACAAGUUAAAAGUUAGUUUUCUCUUUUUUUUAGAUGGGGCGGAGGAGGUUGUUUGUGGAAUUUAAUUUAUGUGUAGGAUAGCUCGGUGGGUAGGGCAUGAGACUCUUAAUCUCAGGGUUAUGAGUUCGAGCCACAUGUUGGGUAAAUGAUUCCUGUAUUGCAGGGGGAUGGACUAGAUGACCCUCGGGUCCCUUCCAACUCUACAUUUUUAUUAUUCUAUUACUCUAGCUCAGGGGAGCACCUUCCUCCGCUCAACAUCACCUGCUACAGAUUGCAGACAACCAGCUCACCAUGUGGCUAAUGCUAAAGAUUUCUCUAAAUAUUUUUGCCUAGGUAUUACAUAUACAGUUUACCUUAUAUUGUGUGUUGUGUCCUCUACCCAGGGGUUGCUGCAUAUGCAAAAGUGCUGAUCUCUAGGGAUUUUCUUAAAUCUCCCUUCCAGAAAAUUAGAUUCCAUAGUCUGAAAAUACAGGGCUGUAAGGGCUUGGCUGAGAAAAAGAAGUUAGCUCUGCUAAGUAUAUCUCUUUCCCAUGGUAUGAUUUUAAGGUGGGGAAUGUAUUGGAACUACUGGAUAAAGUAAUGGCAUCCAGGUCCUCUUCUGAAAGCAGAUUUUAGAGCUACGCUUUAAUAUUGCAAUGCUUAAGUUGGAUUUUGGCAGCAAAAAGGCCUCUGGAUCAGGUCCACAUUUUCUCAGUAAUAAUUUACUAUUAGCUUAUCGAGGUGUUUUGGGAGGAUGAGCAAGACUGUUCCACUAUACACAAUCUGAUCAGUUCAUUUUCUGAGUAUCUUGGUUUUUAAAAAUAAGACAAAAUAGCCCUCAAUAUGAAAUAUGGCAGCAAGGCAACAGAGUCUCACAACCAUUCCUUGCAUCUGUGGUUCAGUGAAGCGUAGGGAUGAUAAUUUAGAACAAUAGGAAGCAAAAAAGGGGUCCCAUUAGAACCGUGAACAAAUUUCAUACAUUUUAAGAUUCCAUUCAUAUUUAUUUCACUAUCAAAAAUCAAAAUUACCCAAAUGGGAUUAAUAAUAAUAAUUUAUACCCCACCCAUCUGGCUGAGUUCCCCCAGCCACUCUGGGCGUCUCCCAAUCGAGUGUUAAAAACAAUACCACAUUAAAUAUUAAAAACUUCCCUAAAUAGGGCUGUCUUCAGAUGUCUUAUUUCCUUGACAUCUGAUGGGAGGGCGUUCCACAGGGCGGGCGCCACUACCGAGAAGGCCCUCCGUCUGGUUUCACUAUUUGGAAUGGUUUUAUUAAUUACAUGUGGGUAAUUCUGGGUUUCCCCCCCAUAAUGAAAUAAAUAUGAAAAUUAUAUUUAAAUUAUAAUUUAUUCUGUUGGGGGCAGCAAAUCUUGCACCUCCACCACAAUCUUGCAGCUGGUGUUGGGACACCAGUUGCACCACCCUAGUUACUUUGCUGAACAGAUAUCACUGGCAGCCACACAUCACCCAUAAUGACUACCUGAUAGAGAGGACCAGCUUCCAAAUGACUAACUGCACACCAGGCCAUAUUAUCAAUCAGUUGACUAUUUUCUGUCUAUAUAUUUUGUAUGAUAUAUUUAGGGAAGAAACCACUGCUGACUUCACUGAUACAAUCAGGAGAGCCAGUGUGGUGUAGUGGUUAAGAGCAGUGGACUCGUAAUCUGGUGAACCGGGUUCGCUUCCCCGCUCCUCCACAUGCAGCUGCUGGGUGACCUUGGACCAGUCACACUUCUCCGAAGUCUCUCAGCCUCACUCACCUCACAGAGUGUUUGUUGUGGGGGAGGAAGGGAAAAGGAGAUUGUUAGCCGUUUUGAGACUCCUUAGGGGAUAUCAAAUCCAAACUCUUCUUCUUCUUCUACAAGAUUUCUGACCUUUCCCUGCUAGGAUCCCUUAGACAGAAGACCGAGUCUGCAGUACGCAAAGCUCUACCGAUGGAUAUGAUCUUGAGAUGCAUUCUUGUUUCCUUUGUCUUGGGUAAGUUCUCUUCAGCAGGCACACAUAGUGCCAGAGUCACCAACACAGAUGUUUUGCUUUGGCUAGAAAUAUAAUGAAAGCUGAAAAAGCAAAGCGAGCUAGCUGUGUUGGUCCACAUAGGAACCAUUUCCAUAUGACCCAUUUCCCGCCUUGCCAUAGCCCAUACUGUGUUCUUAUUGUUGCUGUACAUUGUUACUACAAAAAAGACCUGCACACCCUUUUACUAUAUUGCACUGGAUUGCUGGGAUCAAUAUCUCCUGCUCACAGAAGGCUGCCUUCUCUUGGUAACAAAUGGGGGGGGGGCGGGGGCGGCAAAAAUAGCAGAGAUUUUCAGGAACAGAUUUAGUAGUUGUUGUGGUUCCAGAGACUUGGGGUGACCCAUAUGGUUGACAGUCGUUGAUCUACUGUAACGCUGACUUCAGCACUCAAAAGCAAGUUUUCAUGCUGGCCGCAAAUCUGGUCAAUCCUUUGGUUUAAAACUAGACGUAAGAGCUCCUGCAGAAAUUAGAAUUACUGUGGCAGUCCUUUGUACUCCUAUUUAUUCUGGGGGUUGAUCAAAUUCUCAGUAUUAAAUCCAAAUUGAUGCAUUUUCCAGUGACACUUGAGUGACAUAAAGAAACACUUAAAUAAAAGAUAUUAAGAAAAAGAGAACAUAAAUGCAAGCAUAUACGAAAAUGAAGGUACUAUAAAGUCCAAAGAUGGUGUUCAGAUUGUAAGCUUUGGGCUGGGAAACCCCAGAAUUCAGUGCGGAGGGGAGAAUUCUGUUGACCUGUUUUUGUUUUUCUAUGUGGUUUUGUUUUUGUGUUUUUUGAGCCUGUGUAUCUUUCAGGUGUGAUGCUUCAUGUGACUGAAGAGCAUUACAUAGAUGCUACUUACGGGCAAGAAGUUACCCUUCCUUGCCAAGUUGAUAUAGUUAACCCAAGCGUUCCAGUGAUCUGGAAAUAUAAAUCAGAAGAAAUAAUUAAAUAUCAGCGUGGACAUCUUUUAAGAGGUAAAAAUCCAGUUGUACCAUUCAUUAUGCAUUUAAAAGAGGGAAGGCAGAACCUUUGCUCUCUGAUGAAAAGCUUUAACUCUCUGUGACUCCACUUCUUUCAAAGGUUCCUCCUCAUCAUCAGCAACAUACUCGUUAAAGAAUGCAGAUAAAGGGGAUUACUCUUUAACUAUGAGAAAUGGAAAGGAAGGACAGUAUACAUGUGAAGCACAUGGGAAAAUAAAAACUACUAAUCUUAACUUGUGGAGCGGUGAGUGAUGUGAUAUGGAGAAAGAAGAAAAGUUUAAUGUCAACUCCUUUUUCCCUGUCCCAUCUUCCUGCACUUGCUUGGGGAGGAGGACAGGGAAGAGCCCUAGGUAAAAACAAUUAACCUAAUAAGGCUUUCUCCCCCCUUCAUAGUAAAAGGACCUUCAGAUGAAUACCUCCUGGAGGGUGACAUUACACAACUGGAACUGUCUUCCUUGGACAUGUCUACCCAGGUUGAGUGGUUUGGCCCCAACAAGUCAAAAAUAACGAAUGAAAAAGAGCGAUGGACUCUACAAAAUAAAGAUCGGAGGCUGCAGAUAAAGGACCUUAAAGCUCAGGAGGACCAAGGGACCUGGGAAUGCUUCAUUAGUCGUAGUGGGCUUCGCAUCACCCAUGAUGUCAGAGUGAUAGGUAGGAAAAAUCACUGACCUCGUCGGUUCUUUUCCUUGCAGAAGAACCAAAAACAACAACUAUACUAAUGUUUUGUGGAGGAGGAAGCGGGAGGAGCAUGCCCCAUCCCUAUCCCAUUUGUUUCCUUCCACAAGUUGGAAGGUGGCCAUCUGCAGCAGGGAGCCAAGUGAGCAGAAAAUCAGGGUUAUAAAAUGCAUCAGUAAGGUAAAGGUAAAGGGACCCCUGACCAUUAGGUCCAGUCGUGACUGACUCUGGGGUUGCAGCGCUCAUCUCAUUUUACUGGCCAAGGGAGCCGGCAUACAGCUUCCGGGUCAUGUGGCCAGCAUGACUAAGCCGCUUCUGGUGAACCAGAGCAGCGCACAGAAACUCCGUUUACCUUCCUGCCGGAGCGGUACCUAUUUAUCUGCUUGCACUUUGAUGUGCUUUCGAACUGCUAGGUUGGCAGGAGCAGGGACCGAGCAACGGGAGCUCACCCCGUCGCGGGGAUUCGAACCACCAAUCUUCUGAUCGGCAAGUCCUAGGCUCUGUGGUUUAACCCACAGCGCCACCCGCGUCCCCUAAAAAAACAAAACCUGCUUCCCUACUGCAGACAGUCACCAUCCAACUCACAGUGAUGGGGACAGCCUGAAGAGGUCUUAUGCAUCAUGGUUAAUUCUGCCAAGUUGUACAACAUUAUAAAGAGAAGCGUAAAAGAUAUUGUAGUGACUGUGUGAUGCUUCCAGGCCGUCCGAGUUAAAGGCUGGAAUCGCCAUCAUUUGUUCAAUCACUUAUUUUUACGGAUAAUCCGGAGGACAUUGUUGCCAGAUCAUUUUCUGUGCACACCCCACUCCUUCUCUUUUGACAGUUUUUUGUUGUUGUUUUUUGCAAUAAAACUCAGUUGCAUAACCUCUCUUUCCACUGUGGACAAGUAAAAUGUUUUUAAGGCCUUUCAGGAAACUUGUACCUUUAAUGGAAAGUUGGUCCUGCAUGUUCCUUGCGUCUUGUUGACUGAUUAAUACUGGGGGUGGUGGGGGUGGUUUGAGCAGCACUUUCAUUGUCCCUUGACUAGUCUUUCUUAAUUACUCCAGUGCCAGUUUCUGUUACCAUCUGGCCCCCUUGCCUUUAAAUGGUGCAUUUGCCAAACUUUGGAGAAGAGAUCUUUGAGUACUUGAUGGUGAUGAUGCAGCCCCUUUUUUCAUUUUCAUAGCUUUUUCUUUGCAGAGUCUACUUCGUUUAGGGAACCCAGAAAUAGGUUCACAAGUAAAGCCUCUCUAGAAUUCUAUGGGGGGAAAGAGUUUCUCCCUACUCUUUACUGAGGAAAAUGGAAAUUAUUUAUUCCUGUUUUUUCUGUCUUAAAAUCAGGUUUUGUUAAUUCACUGGAUGGAGCUGUUAUAUAUGCAGCUGUUAAUAGCACAGUUGUCCUUUCAUGUGAAUUGAACAUUGACUUCCAAGAGAUUCCAAAGAACAUCCUAAGAAACCCAGUUUUGAGAUGGACGAAGGAUAACAAGACCAUUGUGGAGGUUGACUUAAACAAUUUCAACAGUUCCCUACUUCAGCAAACGAUAGGCAAGGUCCAGUUUGAGCAUGCUGGAGAGCACAAGUGCAGUAUUGCAUUUACACGGAGGAAUUUGAGUAAGACCACCCACUUGGUAGUGAUGAAAGGUAAGAAUAAGUCUCGAUCACUUUGUGUUAUGGUGUAAACAAGGACCAUAACACUGCUUAGAUCACACUUGCAAAAACUAUCCCAUCUAGACCUGGUGAAACUCCUAGUUGAAAAACAGAAACAAUUCCCAGGAACUCCUAAAACUUUGGGCAAAAAUAGACGUGAGGUCAAAACAAACAAAAACUCUGAAGCAACUAAAGGGUGCUCUGAUUUGGAUUGGAAUAACGGCACUGGUAAAGAGGGUGUUUUGAUGGUUUGGUCAGCCCAGCCCAAGACAGUUUGCUGCCUGAUUGGUUUGGUGCUGUUUUGUGCUGCAGACCCCGCCUUCGCUGCCGCCCCACCCCCCAACGGAGUAACUGACACUCAAACCGGGGUCACAAGUAAAGGGUCAGAAACACAACCUCAUCUGAUUGACUGCAAACCAGUGCCAAAGUAGAGUGCUGCUUUGGUACCGUUUUGUGCCACACUUAAAAUUGCCUCCGCUUGUGUGUUUGGAGGGUGGCAAAAGGACCCUGGACAAUAUGCCAAACCAGGAUAUAAGCUGGUGCCCAAAAUAUGGACAGUGUACACUGACUUCCUCUGCAUUGUGGCCCUCUAAAUAAAGCCGAUGGAGCUGUACCACCUCAAGUCUGUGUGUCGAUCCAAGUGUUUUUGCCUUUCCAUUGGGAGGAAGCCUUUCUUGUGAGUCAGGCAGCCUAGAACCUUAGAUCAUAAGAUGAAUGUGUCUCUUGUAGCAAUGAGCAUCUCCAGCAUGGAGGCUUGGCAUUCUCUCCUGAGCUUUGUGGAAACGGGACCUCUGUGAACGUUCCUUUCUUGUCUUCCCUGCAGUUUCUGCUGACCGCCCUAGACUUGAUUCCAAAGAAAAUGUGACCAUCUGCUGUCAUGUCUCUGCUCCUGAUCUUUCUAAGGCUCAGCUGUGCUGGAAUAAUAGGAGUGACUCGCCCAAAUGUGAAACUCACCUUCCAGAGGGCAAAUUUUGUUAUGAGACCAGAAGUGCAGGGGAAUGGAAGUGCAGCCUCACGGUGCAGGACGAAGAGAAGCUCAGUAUGAUCUACUUUGUAGGUAUGUUGCGUGUCAAGACCCCGCAGCCACCCCCUCGUUGGAAAUAACUCACGCAAGGACACAGAUAUUAGGUUUAUGUUAUUGGGCAAAUUUUGGCCACAACUUUCUUGAAAUUAGAGAAUGUGAGCAGUACUGGCUUAGGCAUUGAUUGGACCUGACUGUAUCUGACUCCUGCCCAUUGUGCAGGAAGUCCAGUAAGGGUAAGCCACCGGUAGGGGGAGCCCUGUCGAUGCAAACCAACUCAAGCUCCCCCUGGUGUUCCCGUCGGGGUCGGGUCAAGGCUCUAGCCCCCAGUCGGGCUUCAGACUAGAUCAACACCCCCGGAUUCCUUUAACGGAAUACCCUUAAGCAUGGAGGGGCAGGGGAUGGCCACACCUCCCCUCCCCCACACAAGGUCAAACAAUGCCUAACCGCAACCCUAACAAAGUUGUGACGAUUGCUACGAGGUAGGCGAAAACCAAGUGGCCAGUUUCAAUUUGCCAAGUGGAAAAAUUCCUACCAGGCCCCUCGGACAACCAAGGCGACCAACCGAAGUCCAUAGCAAGGUCAUUGCCUAACCUGCAAAAUAGGGAGGGAGGGUGGGUGAUUGAGGAAGCGAGCCAAAGAGGAAGUCCCCUGGCUCGCUCCUCCGUUUAAAAGGCCUCGGCCACGCCCCCCCGGCCAGCAGAUUGGCUUGCCAGGCUCUGACGUGGCCGGGAUCCCCCGGGCAACAGGGGACAAAGUCCCCCACCCCCGGUGGGGAGUGGGUGGCCACGCGGUCCGCCGCAACUCCUCCCCACUGGGAAGUGGAGCGGAUUUCCAGAAGUGGUAGCCACGGCAGCCCAUUGCAGCAAAAACCACAAGGUCUUUUCACUUUAAUGAUGUAACACAUUUAGAAUGGCAUUUGUUUUCGUGGGCCAAAGCAUACUUUAUCAGAUGCAUGUGGCUUUGGCAAUUUUCAGCACAGUGAGUUUUACUCAUGGUAGACCUAUUGAAAUUGAUGAAGUUGGGUCCAUUGAUUUCUACUCUGGGCAAAACUUUGUUGACUACCACCCUGUAUCAUUUGUUUCCAUCCUAUAUUAUUUAUUUCCAUUUCAUAUGUGUAUCCUCCUCUCAUCUCCUCUCUCCUUUUUGCCACAGAUGAGGCCUCAACUGUGUCCAAUUCAUUCCCACUGACUUACAUAGCCAUUGCAGCUGGUGGGAUGUUGCUGCUGUUGAUCAUCAUCAUAGGCGUGUGUGUGUUCAGUUGCAAAACUGUUAAACAGAAAAGGGUGAGUGGAUAUGUGCUUAUAAAUGGAAAGGGGAGGGGGGGAGAUACUUGUACAUACAGAAGUCUGUGGAAGAGAACUUGGAAGAACAUAAAACUCUGCUUUAUUUUUUGGCAGCAAAGAGCAAGGAAGAUGGCUCAGGCCAGACAGCACUUGCUUGAAAAGAAGACUUGUCAGUGUCAUAAGUACGUACCAGAGCACUCAGCAGAUACCCUGCAUUGACUUAAAGGAGGACCCUUUGUCACUUAUUUUUCCAAGUCUUCCUCAGGGAAAGGGGACUAGGAGUCAACAAGACCAGCUGAUGACACUUGUUAUCAUUCUCUACCAAGAGACAAGAUAGAUUAAAGAGAACAGGGUUAUUUCUCUUUUAAUACCACCUUUAGCGGUUUCAUUUUGCAGUAAUGGACCAAAAUGAAAAUAGCCUCAAAAAUGAUAAACAAGCUCUCAGCAUUACCAGUUAAAAUUUGUCCUCUACCCCAUUAAUCAACUGAAGUUCUACUUGAAUAGUCUACCAGUUAAACCAAGUAAAGCUUGCAUGAACAUGAGAAUAAGGGCUUGACCACAUGUGAGCAUUAUUUAGCUGUAUAUCCACUUCCCCCCUCAUUCAAAUUACACUGGCGAGUUCCAUACCCAGACAUACUUGGAUUUGUAUAUGAGGAGCAACUUCUGCCUCUCCUGUUCAUUCCAGUAGCAUCUCCUUUUGGGGUUUGUGUCUGCCUUCUAAUUUGUUAAAUCUGCUAUCAUGAUUAAAUAUCAAUAGGGCAUGUUCACAGAUAUCUGUGCAAUAUCUGGUGUAUUUUUCUUCUUCUUUUGAUAUCUUGGUUUUGCACAAAACUAGAAAAAGGUUCAAGCAAACCACCUUAAAAAUUUGACCUGAUUUCCUUGACUUUUCUGGUUUUGGUGCAAAUCCUAGGGAUCAAAACAGUGAAAAACGGUAUGCUCCUCCAUGUGUGUAGCAAGGAUUUUUGUUAGGGCGGGCAGACUUUUCGGUGGGGGGAGGCAGAACCUAAGAUUUGUAUUGAUUUUUAGUGAUGUGGGAAGCAGCUGCCCACCCCACCCCACCCCACCCCACCCCUUCUAUCCCCAUGUGCUCCUCCUUUCAGGAGUGCUGGAAAUAGUUGGGAACACAGCCAUAAAAGAAAUGGAAGCAAUUGUAGAUUUUCAGCACACUUCAGAUUAAUUUGCAAUAUCUAGUGUAGAAUUUUUUUAUGUGGUUUGCUUACGCAUUUUUCUGGUUUUGUGCAAAUCUGGAGGGUCAAAGGGGGGAGAAUAUACAGUGGUGCCUCGCAAGACGAAAUUAAUCCGUUCGUCUAGCGGUUUUUUUGUCUUGCGAAGCAACCCUAUUAGCAGCUUAGCGGAUUAGCGCUAUUAGUGGUUUAGUGGCUAUUAAAGGUUUAGCGGCUUAGCGGCUAAAAGGCUAUUAGCGGCUUAGCGGCUUAGAAAAAGGGGGGGGAGCGGAAAAAAUUGCAAGACUUGCAAGACGUUUUCGUCUUGCGAAGCAAGCCCAUAGGGAAAUUCGUCUUGCGAAGCGCAUCGAAAAACGGAAAACCCUUUCGUCUAGCGGGUUUUUCGUCUUGCGAGGCAUUCGUCUUGCGGGGCACCACUGUAGUUCAGAAGAGUGCUGCAAAUAGUUACAAGCAUGCUCAGAAAAGAAAUGAAAGCAUUGAGAAAAGUAGUGCACAUGGAAAGGGGAGCAGCAGAAAGUGGCAAGUGAUCCACCCACACCAAAACACCAAAACAAAAUUGUCUGUGACCCCAGUUGGAGUGGUUUAGAGCCCAAUUUCCCCCAAUUUAUCAGAUUAUCCAUAUAUAAGAGAAAUCUGAAUUUACAAGGGGCAAGCAUCAAAUCUGGUGUUAUUUCAGAGUAAGAUUAUGUGAGCUACGCAGAUUAAAUGGGAAGGCAAACAGCUGCAAAAACACAGUGAACUCCGUUGUGGACAAGCCUUUAGUCACUUGGGUCCAUAUACAAAUAGAAGACAAUGCAAGGCACUUCCAUCAGAGGCUAGGUGAUCAACUACUCUUCAGCAAUUCACUUUUACUCUUUUUUGAACUGCAUUGUACAAAUUGUGCACCUCACAUUGCAAAACCAAGUGCAUUUAGCCACAUGAAAUCUCAAACAAAUGUGCCUCCCCAUUUUCCCAGUCUUAACAGCAUGCUAUGUUUUUUUCUGCUAUAUCCUGGUGUAAAUCUCAGGGAACUAUUUAUUUUUUCUCUUACAGGGACCUGACAAAUGAUUACUACCAUGCUUGA
Podarcis lilfordi (Lilford's wall lizard) is the source of this 33851-nucleotide messenger RNA. The record is from the annotation of a GenBank genome assembly. NCBI's taxonomy places the organism in Eukaryota, Metazoa, Chordata, Lepidosauria, Squamata, Lacertidae.